CAUGCUGAAAAGUCUGCUCUCGCUUGUUACGUCGGGCAACAAAGAGAAGAAGAAGAAAAGGUCAUCGGCUGGCCUGACCGGCCACGCUCCGCCAGCGGCGGAUUCGUCGUUUUUCUCGGAAGCCGAUUCUUCAAUUAUGAAUGUCACUAGUAUUACGCUUCCAACAGUUAGCGGCCGCGAUGACUCAAUUCAGUCUACUUCUCCGGUACUUGGAUACUCGCCAUUCGGGUUUGUCGAACGCAAAAAUCGAGCCGCAUCGUUCGAUUUCUGUUUAUCGGAUAAACCUCAGAGUGAUGUCGUUGUCCAUCGCCGAAGCCUCCAACCAUCCACACCAACACCAAAUCAGUCCGCUGAGAGUUCAUUCAUUGAAAAUAUUUUCGAUUCCCCUGGCCAACGGAACCGCCUUCAUUCGAUGAUCGAAGAGAAAAUCUACGAAGCAGGAAGCGGAUCACCACAGAAGUUCACUGGUCGUGUUAGUUAGAAGUUCACCGCUAAUAACUAUCGAAAAAUAUUUAGUAAUAAAAGAAAAGAAUAUUCAGAAUAAAUUUUUUCAUUUCG
Molecule: messenger RNA, 558 nt
Organism: Caenorhabditis elegans
Lineage: Eukaryota; Metazoa; Nematoda; Chromadorea; Rhabditida; Rhabditidae
Gene: F58A4.2
Exons: 4
Coding region: 2-481 (159 amino acids)
Source: RefSeq, marked reviewed